AUGCACUUUCAGUCGCGUGUAUCCGCAACUUCCGUCCAUGAACUUCUCUUUGCCGACGACCGCGGUGAUCUCAACGCCACCACAGAAGCGGGCAUACAAAGGAGCAUCGACCUCUUCGUCGCCGCCGGUUACAUCUUCUGCCUGGUCAUUAACACGGAGAAGAUGGUGGUCAUGCACCAAACGCCACCAACCCAGUCCCUCCUCACAAUGCGCCGCAGAUCGGUGUGA
Spirometra erinaceieuropaei is the source of this 228-nucleotide messenger RNA. Lineage: Eukaryota; Metazoa; Platyhelminthes; Cestoda; Diphyllobothriidea; Diphyllobothriidae. The record is from the annotation of a GenBank genome assembly.